Stylonychia lemnae is the source of this 1677-nucleotide messenger RNA. Lineage: Eukaryota; Ciliophora; Spirotrichea; Sporadotrichida; Oxytrichidae. The record is from the annotation of a GenBank genome assembly.
AUGCUUAAAAUAUCAAAGAUUCCCAAGGAUAUAUAAAGAUUUAAUCAAAAAAUUUUAGGUAUGAACUAAGUGAUGGUCAGGCCAAGAUUAACUCAUUUUAAAAGAUCAGACAACCAAAUGUAACAAAUAUACUGUAAAUAUUAACAGAUAGAGUCCACAAAAUAGUUCGAUGUUGUUGAAAUUGUAAAUUUUCGAAAGCAAGUUCAGGGACAUAAGAUCGUUAUAAAUUAAGAUGUUGAUUCGAAUAAUGUUGAUACUGAUGAUGAUGGGGGUUCCAAUUAGGAAUGUGGGAAAAAUAGCAGCAGUAACUCCAUAGCUAUCGCAAAUUAAUCUAAUCAUGAGCAAAUCAAUCAAAUUAUAACUUGUUCUUAAUUGCCUACAAAAUACUCAUAGAUAAAUACUCAUUAACCGUCUCAGGUGUAGUAUUCUCAAUGGGACAAUAGGCAUCCAUUCCAUAUAGAUAGUUCCUCGCCAAUAAACAAUUCAAAAUAUAUGCCAAUCAAAGCAUUGAAUGUUUUCUCUAGAGAUUGGAUUAUCUAGGCAAAAAUAUCGAGAAAGAGUGAAAAAAGGUUUACUAAAAACGGAGGUAUAGUCUUUAAAAUUGAGAUUAUAGACUGUUUUGGAACUAUUAUUGAGUGUACAUUUUUUAAUGAGGCUGCAAAGUACUAUGAAUAACAACUUAUAGAGGAUAAAGUAUAUCUUUUCUCAAACGGCUAAGUCAAAUAAUCGAAUAAGAAAUUCUCAACUAUAAAGAAUGACUUUUGCUUGAUAUUUGAGCUAACAGCAAAGAUUGUAGAAAGUAACGAUGAUGGAGGGAUUAUAGAUAAUAGUAUUGAAUAUAAUAGUGAUACAAUCAAAUCUAUAGAAUCGACAGACCGGAACAGGGCUAUUGAUGUUUGUGGAGUAGUAAUUGAUGUUUCAGACCCUGAAUAAGUAAAACUCAAAAAUGGAAAUCAAAAAUAAAGAAAAUACAUAACGAUUGUUGAUGAAACUAUGCACUCUAUUACUAUUACACUAUGGGGAGAAAUGAGCGAAAAACAUGCUAAAUUACGAUUUGGAGAUAUAAUCAUAGCGAAAAGGACGAAAUUCUCUGAGUUCGGAGGUAUUAGUCUGAAUGCUGCUGAUGAUCAUAGUGUGAUUCUAACAAAUCAUAUUGAUGAUAGGACUUCUGCUCUAAGAAAAUGGUUCAAUGAGUUUUCAAGAGAACCAAAGUGCAUGGAAAAAGUGAAAUCUUUAACUUAGAAGUUGGGCAAGCAAGAGGAAUAUAAAGAGAUGAUUUAAGAACGUAUGCAGUAGCUUGAAAAAAAGAAGGAUCCUCCAUACAAUUUAGUUUGUGAGAUAAAUGAUAAAUUGCUAGAAGAUAGUGAAAGGUUCAGAAGAUCAAAUUAAGAUCAUAUAUUCUACUUCAAUGGAUAUGUACUUAGCAUAACGACAGAUAAAGUCAUCUAUCCUGCAUGUUAAGUGGAAUAAUGCAAGAAAAAAGUAACUGAGGAACUGGAUGGAACAUUUAGAUGCGAUAAUUGUAAGAGGAAUUUUUAGCAGUAUAGUCCAACGUAUAUGGUAUGUGCAAGAAUUACAGAUUUUACCUAGUCAAUAUUUGUAAAUUUUACAAGAGAACACGGAAACGAUUUAAUGGGUAAGAUACUUAAGAGUUUAUUUAUAUUAAGAUAGGAAUGA